AAUCUACAAGUCCUCCAUGAUCUUCUAUAGCACAUUACCGCAUUGAACCUCCCUACAAGCGGUCGGCUCCCUCAAUUCGGCAGCCUUCAUCGCGGCUUGGUGUUUGUGCACCAUUACGGAGCCUCUGCGGUUCAUUGGAUGAUGGAGAACUCAACUCACCGCGCACUUUUGCUGCCCGAGAUAGUCCACGACAUCUUGGUACAUGUCGACCAGAGAACCUUGGUUCACUUUACAUCGUUCGUCAACAGGUUGUUUAAUGUCGAAACCUCUGCUGUUCUCUGGCGCAACCCCUUCUUCGAUGUUCCGACAGUGCUGGACUCUGUUGAAGACAUAGAACGCGGACAGCAUCUUGCAAACAGAAUUCAGUCAAUGACACUUCGCAUGAACAUACUCAACGAAGACCAAUUUGACAACCUUAUGAGGUUCUCUUACCCAAGUCUUGAACACCUCAAAGUGGUCGAUCUAGAACGCUCAGAGGAACCAGUCAAUAUCGAACGACUUUUCGAGAAAAUUCCAAACCUGCUUUAUUACAAAGAUUCAAACCCGACCGGAGCUACAUUAAGUAUGCUUGAGCAUUGUUGCCCUAAGCUUACCAGAAUUGAACUCGACGAGCGUGACAAGAUGACUCUAGACAGCACCUUAUCAAUUUUCCACAGUCAUCCACACCUGCAAUUCAUCUCCCUUAGGACCCCCUGGUUGGAAGCAGACCAAGCGGACUUUCUUCUGCGCAACAUUAUGCAGUACACAAAUCCAAUCGAACUGACUGUUGGCCGCGGACCCGUCACGGUCGAAACUGCCAAAUGGCUGAGAGACAGAGAAGGUAUCGAUAAGAUAUGCCGACUGAGCACGAAAGCUGGCUUCCGUGUAAUGAUGCUUCUGCUACCAGCUAUGGUCUCAUUGACGGAUCUCACGAUUCGCGUCUUUGGUCAAUUUGAUGUGGUCGAACUUUUUUGGGCUCUCGCUACUCAUCAAAAACUGCGAAGGCUAACUCUGAACAACGUAUUACUCGAAAGUCACUUGCAAAGAAUGGUCCAUGAUUCUCUUGUGCUCUCGAUGAUUCAGAAACUGGAGCAUCUAGAUCUGGAAGUGACUUCUGGAGCAGCUUCCACACUACCCUCAAUCUUCCAGACUCGUGGUCAAUCCCUCAGGAGCCUGUCUCUCACAAUAUCGUAUGAGGAUCGAGAAACUGGGGAUGCACAUAUCAUACAGUUCUACAAAGGAUUGGCUGAAAUGAAUCCAUCAGGACUGCAAAAACUUACCAUACAACAACCGCGGCAAUCGACCGUUAACUGGAAUGAAUUAGCCAAUUGUGUUACUAGCCUUCCAAGCCUCAAAAGCUUGGUGAUCCAUCUGGGGUGGCUGCCUCGAGCAUCUGUCGUACCAGAUACUAUGUGGCGCGCCUUGGGCAGCAAUAAAUUAGUAGAACACAUCUGGCUCGACCAUGCAAGACUGAACAUCGACCUUUGGACGAACAUAAACACUCCUCUAUUCCCCGAGCUUCUCUUCCUCAGAAUUGACAGUUUCUCCUCGACCAGCGAGGCGGAUGGUUGUUCGCAUGCAGAGGUGGUGAUGCGUCAUUGUCCAAAUCUGCGCGCUUUACGAUGCAACGGCAUCUCGGAAUAUUCGACAGCUAUUCGCCGUAUGAUAUCCGAGCGCGAUGCAAGACCUCAGUGUUAUCAAAUUUGGGACGAAGAUUAUACUUAGACUUGACCUCGAGAGACCGAGACCAUAAACAUGGUAAAAGGGUCGUGGAGUGCUAUGGUAUACUGUCUAUGGAAAGCUGCUCAGCUAUUUGCUGAUUCUGUAGGAUGUCAACGCGACCCACGGGAAAGGUCUAGA
This is a messenger RNA of Aureobasidium pullulans EXF-150, 1839 nucleotides long. RefSeq lists its product as uncharacterized. The record is from RefSeq and is a predicted model, not a curated record. NCBI's taxonomy places the organism in Eukaryota, Fungi, Ascomycota, Dothideomycetes, Dothideales, Saccotheciaceae. The transcript has a single exon. Bases 139 to 1704 code for a protein of 521 amino acids.